AUGGUGUUCCUGGCCACCACUGGGCAGCAGGCCACAGAAGUCAAGGUCUUGGUGCCUCCCGAAGAGGCUGUCUACCACGGUGAAGUGAAAUCCUUCAAUCCCAACAAGGGCUAUGGUUUCAUUGGAUGUGACGCUUUCCCAGGACAAGAUGUUUUCGUGCUGAAGAGCGAGAUGCCAGGUGGCUUUGCACCUCAGGGAGGUCACUGCAAGUUCAAGGUGAAGCAGGAGAGCGAGAAAGGUCCCGCAGCCACGGAGGUGCAGCUCUUGGGAACGGCCGGAAACCAGUACCAGCAGAUGGAACACAUGGCGUUUUACAGUGGCUCCAAGGGCUUCAGCAAGGCCAAGGAUACCUUCUGGCAAGAUCUGCAAGCACAGACUUUGAGGCUGGGGGAGUAUCAAAAGAUGACCGAACAGGCGGUCGAGAAGUUGAGAGACGACCCUGAACUAAAGGAUUUCUUCGAAGAUGUGAAGAAGAUUCUGAUUCUUGAUCUGAAGUUCCAGAGCCACUGA
Molecule: messenger RNA, 510 nt
Organism: Durusdinium trenchii
Lineage: Eukaryota; Dinophyceae; Suessiales; Symbiodiniaceae
Source: the annotation of a GenBank genome assembly